AAAAGAACAUACUAAUUUCUAUUGCAUGCUUCUCUCCUACAAACGGACACUUCUUUAUUGGUUUUGUUCCUAUCAUAAGCCUCUGUGUUCGUGUCUGCAACAGAUCUGUCUCCUCUUUCAUUUUUCUUUUUCUCUUUAGAAGAAACCGGAAAACAACAAAACCCUCUACCCGAAAGGGAGGUUUUUAAAGCACUGUGCCAAAAAGCCAUCGUUUUCUCCAGAAACCCAUCAGUUUCCUCUGAAUCCUGCAUGUGAAAGUUUGGUGAAGAAAGAGGAGAGAGAUCUGUGAUUUCCUUUAAAACGCUGCCGUUUCUCUCCUUUUUUUUGUUUCUCUUUCUCUUGAUCUCUGUUGUUCUGUGGCUGAUGAUGUCACUAACAACGAUGCCCACUUGCCUCCAUCAAUUUUUCAAUCUCUCUCAUCUUCUUUAAUGUGAUACAAGUUCUCAUCUUCAGUGUAUAAGAAUCAUAAAUUUUGAUCCUUUAGCUUCUCUGUUUCUUCUUCUUCUUCUUCUUCCCUUGUAACAGAGAGCUCGAAAGUUUUCAUUUUUCUUUCUUUCCCCAUCUGGGUUUUCAAUUUCACUAAUUUACUACUCCUGAUUUGGGUUUUUUGAGAUUUUGUGGACUUAAAGCUAUUGCCAUAGUUUGUCACACAAAAUCACUUCAAAUUUGGAAACUUUUUGCAAAAAUGAGAUACAAUUCGAUUUGGUACUUAUGCAAGAUUCCGAGGAGGAAAGAGAUGAUAUUUUUCUGCUGAAUUAAUGACGACGACGACUACUACUACGACAAGGGUUGCUUCUUCUUCUUCAACACGGAACAAUCGAAUUCUGAAAGAUGCAAAUGGAGAUAUCGGUGAGCAUCUUCGUAACCAUAUCCAUUUAACGAAUUGUAUUCAUUUGAAGAACAAUAUGCAUAAGCAGAGUCCUGUUUUAACUGACCGUGCCUUAAUGAGAGACCUCAUUGUUCUCCAAAGGUCACGGUCUCUUAGAGAUCCAUCUGCGAGCCCUCCUGCUUGGAACACGCCUCCUUCUGUUGUGGAUUUGCUUCCGAAGAAAGGAGAUCUUGUGGAAGGAGGAAGAAGAUCUGUUGAUUUAAAGAAGUCUAGUCGUAGGUUGUCUGCUUUGAGUGGUUCUUCACCUGUUGUCAACUUUGGGACAUCUAAAGUGACUCCUUCUGAUGAGAGGUCUGGUCCUGUUAGUGGUGAAAGGGAUAGUGGUAGGAGAGUUAAGAGAGAGGAAUCUAGUAGAAAGAGUUAUAGAAUUGGGGAUGAUUAUCAAAAUGUUAAUGAGGUUGUUUCUCAUGGUUCGGGAUCAAAAGCUAGUAGGAGGCUUAGUAGGGUUAAUGAUGCUAUGGUUAAGACAUUGUCUGAUCAGUUAAAUGAGGUUGUUGUUGGUGAUAGUGAUGAUGUGGUUUCAUCUAAUGUUCGUCCACGGGUUAGGUAUGGAGGAGGUGGUGGUGGUGGUAAUACUCGGGGAUGUGCGGGUGGAAUGAGUCGGCCUAAAAGACGGAAGUUUAGAGGGACGAGGAGAGUUCGGGGUAAGAGUAGAGAUACUGGUGGUGGUAAGAGUGAGAUGUCUGUUGCUUCUAACACAUUGCCUCAAGUUGAGAAGCAUGAUGGAGAAAAAGAGGGAUUUGGGGAACAGAACAUGACAAAGGCUUGUGGGAUUCCAUUUAAUUGGUCAAGAAUUCAUCACCGAGGGAAAACUUUUCUUGAUAAGGCGGGUAGGAGUUUGUCUUGUGGUAUGUCUGAUUCGAAAGGUGGUAGGAAAGGUGAAACUAAUGAGAGAAAUGGUUCUGAUAAGAUGAUGAUACAAUCUGAUGAUGACUCAAGCUCUUUUAUCGGCUCUGAUGGUGAAGCACUUCCUUUACUAGUUGAUAGUGGAGAGAAUGAUGGUUGGGUGCACGAUUACUCGGGGGAGCUAGGUAUUUUUGCAGACAGUCUGCUCAAGAACGAUGAGGAUUCUGACCUUGCUUCAGAAGGAAGGUCAGGGGAGAAAAAACACAAAAAGAAGAGCCAUGUAAAUGCUCGGCAUCGACAUCGGCAACAGCAUCAGAGUCUUACUGAAAAAUACACACCUAAAACAUUCCGGGAUCUUCUGGGGCAGAAUCUGGUGGUACAAGCUCUUUCUAAUGCAGUUGCUAGACGAAAGCUUGGACUUUUGUAUGUCUUCCACGGUCCAAAUGGAACCGGAAAGACCUCUUGCGCUAGGAUAUUUGCAAGGGCUUUGAACUGUCAUUCCAUGGAACAACCAAAGCCUUGUGGCACUUGCAGUUCUUGUGUUUCACAUGAUAUGGGUAAAAGCUGGAACAUUCGGGAAGUGGGUCCUGUUGGGAACUAUGACUUUGAGAAAAUAAUGGAUUUACUUGAUGGUAAUGUGAUGGUUUCAUCUCAGUCCCCUCGGGUGUUCAUAUUUGAUGAUUGUGAUACUUUGUCAUCUGAUUGUUGGAAUGCGUUGUCCAAAGUGGUGGAUCGAGCAGCGCCACGUCAUGUAGUCUUUAUCCUCGUCUGUUCGAGUCUUGAUGUUUUGCCUCAUGUGAUCAUAUCUAGGUGCCAGAAAUUCUUUUUCCCGAAACUGAAGGACGCAGAUAUAGUUUACUCAUUGCAAUGGAUUGCAUCAAAGGAAGAGAUUGAGAUAGAUAAAGAUGCAUUGAAGCUUAUUGCUUCAAGAUCAGAUGGUUCAUUAAGAGAUGCUGAGAUGACUCUUGAACAGCUGAGUUUGUUAGGACAGAGGAUCUCUGUUCCUUUAGUUCAGGAACUGGUUGGGCUUGUUUCUGAUGAAAAAUUAGUGGAUCUUCUUGAUUUAGCUUUAUCUGCAGAUACUGUAAAUACUGUGAAGAAUCUGAGAACAAUAAUGGAAACAAGUGUAGAACCAUUGGCUUUAAUGUCUCAGCUUGCAACGGUCAUAACUGAUAUUCUUGCUGGUAGUUAUGAUUUCACUAAAGAUCAGCAUAAAAGAAAGUUUUUUCGACGACAACCAUUACCUAAAGAAGAUAUGGAGAAACUGAGACAGGCACUUAAGACGUUAUCAGAGGCAGAGAAACAGCUGAGAGUAUCAAACGAUAAACUGACUUGGCUCACAGCCGCGUUGCUUCAAUUGGCUCCUGAUCAGAACUAUCUGCUUCAACGUUCGUCCACUGCAGACACUGGAGGUAGAGAAAGCUCAGAUCACCAUCUGGAUCCUUCUAGCGAUGCAGCUGGUGGAAGAAGUUCUGGUUUGGACAGAAGAAGAGGUGAUAGUAGAAAAAACCGACCCGCUGUUGAAGAAAUUUGGUUAGAGGUUAUUGAGAAGCUUCGAGUUAACGGUUUGAGAGAGUUUCUUUAUAAAGAAGGAAGAAUCGUCUCUCUUAAUCUCGGAUCAGCUCCUACUGUGCAUCUAAUGUUCAGUUCUCCGUUAACCAAAUCCACGGCUGAGAAAUUCCGAAGCCAUAUUAUGCAAGCGUUUGAGGCAGUUCUUGAGUCACCUGUCACAAUAGAGAUCAGAUGCGAGACAAAAAAAGACCCGAGAAACAACGUGCAUCAUCAUCAUCAUCACCCAACUGUGAAAGACAAAAGCCUGCCACAAUCUUUAGCACUCAUUGGCCAUGAUUACAACAUCGAUGGAAGUGGAAGAAGUGAGAUAGUUGAAGUUACUGAAUCUAAUGGACAAAGACGACAACAACAGAAGCAACAGGAAGAGGAGAGGACAGAGCCAGUUGGUUCCUCUGCGUUAGCCCGAGCUAGAAGGAAACAUUUGGAAGCAAGCCAGAGUCAGAACCAGAGCCAAAGCAUUGUGAGAGGUAAGGUCUCGUUGGCUCAUGUGAUUCAGCAAGCUGACGGAUGCUCACUCCAGAACGGUUGGUCUAAACGCAAGGCCGUGUCUAUCGCCGAGAAGCUGGAACAAGAAAAUCUGAGACUUGAACCAAGAUCAAGAAGCUUGUUAUGCUGGAAAUCCUCAAGAGGCACACGUCGCAAGGCCACGAGGUUGAAGGUGAGAACAAGAAGGGCAAGACCACAUACGUUACUUAAGCUCGUGUCGUGCGGCAAAUGCCUGUCUACGAGAUCUCCAACAAGAUAAAGGCUUUAAUUCUCUGAUCGAUCAUACGCAGAUUUUACUGUAGUUUCAAUCAAUGUAGCUUUUUUCUUUGCAUUUUUUAAUCUUUCUUACCACAAAAUAAAUGGAUUAAUUUAACUCUUCAAAACCAUUCGUAAGAGAGAUCUUUAUUAAUGUAGAUGCAUCAAGAACUGCGUUAUGUAAACCACAGACGCUAACACACAUGAUUAUUCGUAAGGACGAUAAAUGAAAGUUGUUCAACGAGGAGAUGAUAUUUGAUCAAUAUGGUUCAACGAUCAUCCUCCAAUUGCUAAGAA
This is a messenger RNA of Arabidopsis thaliana (thale cress), 4345 nucleotides long. Its product is annotated as AAA-type ATPase family protein. The transcript has 6 exons. NCBI's taxonomy places the organism in Eukaryota, Viridiplantae, Streptophyta, Magnoliopsida, Brassicales, Brassicaceae. Gene Ontology annotation, cellular component: DNA polymerase III complex. Gene Ontology annotation, molecular function: DNA-directed DNA polymerase activity; DNA binding; ATP binding. The record is from RefSeq and is marked reviewed. Bases 759 to 4052 code for a protein of 1097 amino acids. Gene Ontology annotation, biological process: DNA replication; DNA biosynthetic process.